GCGCGGAUCAGGCCUUAAAAGCGAGUUGCGCUCAAAAUAGGUCCCAGUCCUUCUUGUCAAGACGCAGACCUCAGAGGCCCACCCAGGCCAGACCACGCCACCAGUCCCAGACUCCAAGAUGUGUUGGUAGAGGCAGCAGGAGAGACAGGUGUCAACGUCUAGUAUAAAUCCAGCUCAGUUGUAGGAUUCGUGUUCCAGCUGAAAGAUAUGCAUUACCUUUCUAUAUUUCUUGCGUGGGCGGUGGUGGUGGGUGGUACACGGGCGUGGAGCAGCAGCGAGGUGUCUUGUGCAUCAUGUGGCUCUGAAUGCCAGUCAGCCUGUGGCACCCGCAACUUCCGUGCCUGUUGUUUCAACUUCCAGCGCCGCCGGCGGAGCGACUCUCUGGCUCACAGCAGCACCAGCAUGACCGAGGCUGACUACUUAGGGCUACAAGGCCUAUUGAAGCCUGGAGUAAGCUCCACCAGGGACUCUCAUCUCUCACAGGUUCUACGUUCACUCUCCCGCACCCUGGAUGGUUCUGCACCUGAUCCUCUCUUCUAUAAGGACCCUUCGGAGUCUCUAUCCUCCGUCCUGGCUUCGCUGAUGCAGGAGUCCAAUGAGGAGGAGGAGGAGGAGUCUGAUCUAGCAACCUCGCGAGGUGAUACAGAUGGUCAUGUCAACAGUGGUGGAUAUAGUGGCACUUUUGGGGACGACUCUGCACUCUCCCGGCUGGUGGCUCUGGCGCUCCAUCGCCCUCCACCGGCACUUCACCAGCGCCAACAAACUCUCCAUAAACGGUAUUCUUCGUCGCCGACAAACAUAAGAAAAUAAGACCGUCUUUAUGGCUUCUAUGGUAUUAUUUCUACAUAUACAAGGCUCCUCUUACCCCGUCCUGACCUGGUUUGACCUGUCCUGUGCCCCCACUGGAGGCUGCUUCUGCUGAAUGAUUCCUCUACUCUGCUAUGACCUAACCACAGCCAGGUCAUGACCCUUUGUAGCAUAUUACAACCAUCGUUGGUGCUAAGAAUAAUAUAUUUGUAUUAAAACACUUUAUGAGACCGCACAUUAUUAAUGUCUGUGCAGCUAAAAUAACGAACCAUGUAAAGGAGGAAGACCAUAAACUGUCGCGAAUAUAAAUAUGAAAUAAAAGUUUGUUGGAAAUAAGUUUCUUUUUCCUAAGUAGCAAGUAUAAAACUCGGGUGUCUUCGUCAGCACUGUUCUUAUGACUCAGGUAUCUUCGUCAACACUGUUCUUAUGACUCAGGUAUCUUC
Messenger RNA from Cherax quadricarinatus, 1250 nucleotides. It is a transcript of the gene Trissin, whose product is annotated as trissin. The record is from RefSeq and is a predicted model, not a curated record. Lineage: Eukaryota; Metazoa; Arthropoda; Malacostraca; Decapoda; Parastacidae.